This is a messenger RNA of Cololabis saira (Pacific saury), 2214 nucleotides long. RefSeq names its product zinc finger and BTB domain-containing protein 12-like. Gene Ontology annotation, molecular function: RNA polymerase II cis-regulatory region sequence-specific DNA binding; protein binding; DNA-binding transcription factor activity, RNA polymerase II-specific. Gene Ontology annotation, cellular component: nucleus. The transcript is spliced from 5 exons. NCBI's taxonomy places the organism in Eukaryota, Metazoa, Chordata, Actinopteri, Beloniformes, Belonidae. The record is from RefSeq and is a predicted model, not a curated record. The coding region runs from base 275 to 2014 and encodes 579 amino acids. Gene Ontology annotation, biological process: regulation of transcription by RNA polymerase II.
CGUCACAAGGAAACCGAUUCAAAGUCAGUUUGGUGGCGAAUAAUAACGAGCAGUUCGGGAUUUGUUGUCACGAGAUGCACUUCCUCCAAAUAAGGCCGAAAAGUAAACAGAAAAGCAGGUAGUGGCCACCAGCGGCGGAGAUGUGCGGAUGUCGCUGCUCGGCGAGCAUCUCCGUAGUUAAAGGGCGUUAGGGUUCAAGCAAAUACUCAUCUGCUUGUUCUGAAAGGUCAUCAUACAUUCAACGAUAAGUGUGGCGACGACUCUCUCCAGCAAGAUGGAGAUGGUGUGCUUCCGGUUACCGGGACAUGGAGACACAACCCUGAAGCACAUGAACCUGCUCAGAUCACGACAGCAUUUUUGUGACAUCACCAUCAUGGCCAGCAACAACCGGACUUUCAGGGGACACAAGGUGGUCCUGGCCGCCUGCUCACCAUUCCUGAGGGACCAGUUUCUCCUCAACCCAUCCCCCAAACUUCAGGUGUCUAUGCUGUAUAGUUCGUCAGUGGUGUGUGAUUUGCUGCAGUCAUGUUACACUGGGCUCCUGCAGUUCAAUCCAGAGGAUAUUGUCAACUAUCUGACUGCUGCUAGCUAUCUUCAGAUGGAGCAUAUCGUAGAGCUUUGUAGAGGGGCACUUGAGAAAUACGUGCAGCUGAAGAAUCAUGCUCCACAAAAGGCAACUACGGGGGAGGGCCAUUCCAGACCGGUGAUCAUCGGUGGGAGUGUUCAUUCUGUUGCUUUUUCUCCCCACACUCAACUGUCCCCCGUGCACCCACACAGCCCAGCCGUGCACUCGCUGGAGGAAAACAAUGGCAGCACAUCUGCUCAGGGCAGUACUCAACACCAGGACAAUGGCGCUGCACUCGAUAACCCUCUUAUUAAGUUGCAGGUUAACGCGUCAGACGAGGAUGACGAGGCUAAACAGGACGACCUUGUGUUCAGAGUCUACAUCUCAGACGAAGAGCAGAUGAACAGAGACAAGGAGGAUGAGAAGGGCUCUCCCUCCGACGCUCGGCAAAACGUUUACUCAGAGACUGAGGGGAUUAUGAUGGCGGGAGACGGCAGCGAGUACGACAUGAAUGUAACAGAAAACUUCAGCUCCGGCGGACCGUCCGCUGAAGCUCUUCGCGCUUUCAGACGCAGAUUAUCUGACUCCAAAAUUGGCCGGGGGAGAGGGAGGGGCAGGGGUCGGGGUUUUAAAAGGAGAAGAUGGGCAUCGACUCAAGAGAAAAUGCUGUCCGGUGUGACCAACCACCAGGACAUGUGGUACCUUUCAACCGCUGGAUUGGGCGGGGGUUUCGGGCUGGACUACACUCAAGAGGGACUGAAGACGCCAGGAAGUUUCAUCGCAGUUGAAAUGCCGAGGUUGGACUUCAGCUCCAAUGACACUCACGAGGAAAAAUCCUCACCCAAUGGAACCAGCGCUAUGAACCAGGUUUCCUUGGACGAGACCGGGGAAGGGAGUUCAGGGCUGACGACUGUUGGGACAAACGAGGGAGGGGAUGAAUCCGUGGCCGUGGUGGGCUCCACGUCCAGCGUAUCCGGCCCUGUGAUCUGUGAACACUGCGGCAUGACUUUCCCGUCAGUCCACUCCCUAGCCGUGCACUCCCGCUCCACUCACCUGCUCUACGCCUGCCCCUGCUGCGGCAAACACUUCCACCACUCCACCAAUCUCACCCGACACAUGGCCGUGCACCGAGGAGCCGGCAAAACGCACCAGUGCCCCCUCUGCUACAAGACUUUCACGCAGAAGUCUACGCUGAUAGACCACAUGAACCUCCACAGCGGCGAGCGGCCGCACCACUGCGCGUACUGCCAUGCCCGUUUCGCCCAUAAGCCGGCCCUGCGGCGCCACUUGAAAGAACAACACGGUAAAACCACCGGGCAGAACUCCCUUCACGAGCAAGAGGAAAGAGCAAGAGAGGCAGCUGCGAGAAUAAGAGAGGAAGACCAAGAAUGCCUGGUUACUGAACAAAGCGUCGUAGACCAAAGCAUAUCGGACUUAAAGGUUGAGUAGAGUGUCAUUUUAAGAUGCUUUUGGUUUUUUAGAUUGGUUUUAUCGGUUGAAUUUUACUGCCCCUUGAUAGCUCAGUGGGUUGACCACGCACCAUACAGGACUGUCUCAGAAAAUUAGAAUAUUGUGAUUUUCUGUAAUGCAAUUACCAAAACAAAAAUGUCAUACAUUCUGGAUUCAUUACAAAUCAACUGAAAUAUUGC